Messenger RNA from Sphaeramia orbicularis (orbiculate cardinalfish), 2129 nucleotides. Its product is annotated as frizzled-8-like. NCBI's taxonomy places the organism in Eukaryota, Metazoa, Chordata, Actinopteri, Kurtiformes, Apogonidae. Gene Ontology annotation, cellular component: plasma membrane. The record is from RefSeq and is a predicted model, not a curated record. Gene Ontology annotation, biological process: canonical Wnt signaling pathway; non-canonical Wnt signaling pathway. The transcript has a single exon. Gene Ontology annotation, molecular function: Wnt receptor activity; Wnt-protein binding. Bases 164 to 1936 code for a protein of 590 amino acids.
GCAGCGCAGACACAAAGGCACACUGAAGGUGCGUUAUAGUGCAUGUGGAGGUGAACCGGACCGGACCGGACCCAGCUCUAGUAUGAGUCCGACAGUUCGGCUCUGAUCUGCGGCUUAGUUCGCUGCCGGUUUUCCCGCGGAGGAAUCCACACCGAAGUCCACGAUGGAGCGGCGCGUCCCGGCGGCGUGGCGCGCGCUCUUGACGCUGGUCCUGCUCGGACGCGCGGCCGCCGCCGUGGAGCUCCGGUGCCAGGAGAUCACCGUGCCGCUGUGCAAAGGCGUCGGUUACAACCGGACCUACAUGCCCAACCGGUUCAAGCACGACACGCAGGACGAGGCGGGGCUGGAGGUGCACCAGUUCUGGCCGCUGGUGGAGAUCCGGUGCUCCCCGGACCUGCGCUUCUUCCUCUGCGCCAUGUACACGCCGAUCUGCCUGGACGACUACCGGAAGCCGCUGCCGCCGUGCCGGGCCGUGUGUGAGCGGGCCCGGGCCGGCUGCGCGCCCCUCAUGCGCCAGUACGGCUUCCCCUGGCCCGACCGGAUGAGGUGCGAGCUGCUCCCGGAGCAGGGCGACCGGGACACGCUGUGCAUGGACUACAACCGGAGCCACACCACCACCGCGGCCCCGGCGGUGCCCAAGCCGACCGCCGACCGGCCCCUGAAGCCCUACAACCCGCGGAAGAAGAGCCACGGGGUCCGCGGCGGAGGCGGAGGGGGGGUCCCGGGUAAGCAUAAGCCCCCGGGUCACGCGUCCGUGUGUGAGCCCGGGUGCUUCUGCCGCGCGCCCAUGGUCCCGGUGACAGGCGACGGACACCCGCUGUACAACCGGGUCCAGACGGGCCAGAUCGUGAACUGCGCCGUGCCGUGCCACAGCCCGUACCUGAGCCCGGAGGAGCGCUCCUUCACCGGCCUGUGGAUCGGUCUGUGGUCGGUGCUGUGCUUCGUGUCCACCUCCGUUACCGUGGCCACCUUCCUCAUCGACAUGGACCGGUUCCAGUACCCGGAGCGGCCCAUCAUCUUCCUGUCCGCCUGCUACAUGUUCGUGUCCGUGGGAUACAUCGUCCGACUGAUCGCGGGACACGAGCAGGUGGCGUGUACCCGUGCGUACGGCGCGGCGCACGUGCACUACUCCAGCCCGGUACCGGGUCUGUGCACCCUGGUCUUCGUGCUGCUCUACUUCUUCGGCAUGGCCUCCUCCCUCUGGUGGGUCAUCCUCAGCCUCACGUGGUUCCUGGCCGCCGCCAUGAAGUGGGGCAACGAGGCCAUCGCCGGUUACGCGCGGUACUUCCACCUGGCCGCGUGGGUCAUCCCGUGCGUCAAGUCCGUGGCGGUUCUGGCUCUGAGUUCCGUGGACGGGGACUCGGUGGCGGGGAUCUGCUACGUGGGGAACCAGAACCUGCAGACCCUGCGGGGGUUCGUGCUGGCGCCGCUGCUCCUCUACCUGCUGGUCGGUACCGGGUUCCUGUUGGCCGGGUUUGUGUCGCUGUUCCGGAUCCGACGCGUCAUCAAACAGGGCGGAACCAAAACCGACAAACUGGAGCGGCUCAUGGUCCGGAUCGGAGUGUUCACGGUUCUGUACACGGUACCGGCCACCGUCAUAGUGGCCUGUUACUUCUAUGAGCAGCACCACCGGCUGACGUGGGAGGUGACGCACAACUGCACGUGCCGGACCGACCCGAACCGGGCCGGACCGGACUACGCCGUGUUCAUGCUCAGGUACUUCAUGUGCCUCCUGGUCGGGAUCACGUCCGGGGCCUGGAUCUGGUCCGGGAAGACCUUCGAGUCCUGGAGGACUUUCUGCACGCGCUGCUGCUGGGGGGCCAAAGCCUCUGCUGGGGGGUCCAUGUACAGUGACGUCAGCACCGGACUGACCUGGAGGUCCGGAACUGCCAGCUCCGUGUCCUGUCCCAAACAGAUGCCCCUGUCCCGUGUCUGACGCGCGGGUCCGGUUCGGUGCCUUUCUGGGCCCAGAGCACUCGGACUCGGACCUGGUCCAAGGAGUCUGACCCGGACCCGGUCCAAGGAGUCUCCGGUUUAGAGUCCGUUUAAGUCCAGUCUGGAUCAAAGUUCUGCUGCGCGUGGAUGUGGAGCAACGGCCCAGUGGGUCCGGGUCCGAAAAAAAAAAAAAA